AUGCAACAAAGUGGGUACUCGAGCUCGAUGCAACAGGUAGCGCCCUACAGGGACACCCCGACGACCUCUACUGGCACUCCAAACGACCCAUCAGGCCUAGCCACACACGCUCAUUCGCCCUUCGACUCGUCGCACGAUCUUUCAUCAGAGCCAACGCUCAGGAAUCCUCCAACAAACCAAGCACAGCCCGUGCCCUACAUGUCCGUCCCACAACCAGGUUACCAAAACAUCGAGUCCCGCAACAGCGACUGGCUGGAGCAGUCACAGAGGGCGAGCAAACGGUCAAGACGGAUCGUUAUUGGUUCGGUAGUUGCCCUCAUCAUUCUAAUCGCUGCCGGUGUCGCACUUGGUGUCACGCUCUCGAAAAAGAGCUCGAGCAACAACUCGAGUUCGAGUUCGAGCAGUAGCGCCCCAGCUGGAACGAACCCUAACGAUCCGAGUAACUUCCCGAAAAACUCCGCUUUGGUCAAUUCGUUCUAUGGCAUUGCGUAUACGCCACUAGGCUCGCAGCUCCCCGAUUGUGGCAAUAAUCUAACGGAGGUCAUUGAAGAUAUCCAGUUGUUGUCUCAGAUCACAACGACCAUCCGUCUUUAUGGCGCUGACUGCAAUCAAUCCUCUCUCGUCCUUGCCGCCAUCCAGGCUACCAAGGUCAACAUGUCUGUCUAUCUCGGCAACUACCCCGAUGCCACCGAUAACGGGGCUGCGUACGAGCGCCAGAAAGGCGAAAUCCAGACUGCUCUUCAACAAUACGGUGCAGCCAACGUGGUCGGUGUUACAGUCGGCAAUGAAUUCAUCCUUGAUUACAUCACAUCGGCAGGGCAGACGGAUCCCAACGGCUCCGCAGGACAGGCAGCCGCAGCGAUGUUGAUACCCUGGAUCAGCGAUACCCGUUCAAUGUUGUCCUCGAUGGGUAUGAGCAAUAUAUUAGUCGGCAAUGCAGACGCUGGAAGUUAUUUCAACAACGAAGUGCUAUCUGCCGUUGACUAUGGGAUGGCGAACGUCCACCCAUGGUUCGCCAAUCAAUCGAUUAAUGACGCUGCCGCCUGGACGGCCGACUUCUUCAACACCACGGACUUCGCUCUUGCUCAAUCUCUUUCGAACAAACCGAAGAUGUUCAUUGCUGAGACUGGCUGGCCAACUGGUAGUUCUUCUUUCAAUGCCAACCCGAAUGAUGGGCCUUCGCUCGCUUCGGCGCAAAACCUGCAGAUAUUUAUAGAUACUUUCGCAUGUCAAGCUACCAAAAACGGAACUGGGUACUUUUUCUUUGAGUUCAGUGACGAGCCUUGGAAGAACGUAACGUAUGGUGGUGUAGAGGGAUACUGGGGCUUGUUCGACGCCAAGUAA
Suillus plorans is the source of this 1344-nucleotide messenger RNA. RefSeq names its product glycoside hydrolase family 17 protein. The coding region runs from base 1 to 1344 and encodes 447 amino acids. Lineage: Eukaryota; Fungi; Basidiomycota; Agaricomycetes; Boletales; Suillaceae. The record is from RefSeq and is a predicted model, not a curated record. The transcript has 16 exons.